AAUCUGAUCUUACAGACUGAAGUGAACAUAUCAUCUUAUAAACAAAGAGAUAAUGAAAUCCUUUGCUCUCUGCAUCAUCCUCAUCGUUUCCAUGCUCUGUCACUGUAGUCAGAGCGUCAGUAAGAAUGAGAAUCGUUCAAUGAUCUCUUCAGGGAACCUCCCACAGAUGGAAGAAUCAUCUCUUCAGGAGCCUCUCGCCCGAGGUAGACGACAUCUGGGCCUUUCCCUCUGCAUCUACUGCUGCAAAUGCUGCAGAUACAAGGGGUGUGGAUACUGCUGCCGCACCUAGCGGACCCCGGGGCGACACCAUAGCUGAUACUAUAUAUAUAUAUAUUUAAUAUAAAUUUGUACACAAUGUCAUAUUGAUUUUUGAUACUGUAUUGUAUUUGAGA
Messenger RNA from Bufo bufo (common toad), 392 nucleotides. RefSeq names its product hepcidin-1-like. Gene Ontology annotation, cellular component: extracellular region. NCBI's taxonomy places the organism in Eukaryota, Metazoa, Chordata, Amphibia, Anura, Bufonidae. The transcript has 3 exons. Gene Ontology annotation, biological process: intracellular iron ion homeostasis. The record is from RefSeq and is a predicted model, not a curated record. Bases 53 to 289 code for a protein of 78 amino acids.